AUCGAUCUUUUUGUAUAGAAAUAUUUCAAAUAUAUAUUUUUAAGAUGUUUCAAAUUGUUUGGUGUGAGAAAUAAUGAAGGAAACCUUGUUCUUAAAUAGACUUCUCAUUUUCAUCUAACGGCUCAAUAUUUUGGAGGCUUAUUAGUGUGUUAACCAAGAUAAAAUAAUGUGUCGCUAUUAGUCCUUACGUAUAUUAGACAAUAUUCUACUUCCUGUGGGCAAACUAAUCUACAUACCUAGGGCGGCUUUUUUUUUUUUUUUUGACGUUAAAAGACCAUUCUACUAUUCAAACUUGAGGUGGUCUGGAUAACCAAACCGGAAUAGAACAACCAAUAAAAUGCAACUCCCUAUGGAAAGAUCUAUCAGUCUUAGCUAAAAAAUCAGAAGUCUGAUUGCGGGGCGGCUUAUUUAGUUUAAAAUAUGUAAUAUUAUAAUAAAUAUAUACAUAAUGUGUUAUACACAUUAUGUGUAUAAUAUUAUGUUCCUUGUUCUUCAAAUUUUUAAGAUACAAUACUUUUAUGUUUAACGUUUUAUCUCUAUCUGAAUUAUAAUAUUUAGUAAAAAAAAAAAGAGUACUAAUCUAGAUUUUUGGAAUAUUCAUUAAGGAUGCCAAUAAUUUUUUUAAUAUAAUUAACAUAAAACAUACAAAUAUAAGUUUUCUAAAAAAAAUAUACAACAUUUUUGUGUAUCCAAAACAUGAAGUUGGGGCCGCCGGCUUCUGUGGGAAUUGGCUGUUUUCCUACCCAAUGCAACCAUAAUUUCUACACACCAAUCACAGAUCAUAACGUUUGCCGCAGACGAAUCUCUCUGUAAUCUCAGUACCAGAUACUCCCAAAGAUACCGACCUCCAACGGGUAAAACCAUAUGCCGCCUUUGAUCUCAGAUGAUACUGGUUCGCGGCGUUCGCCAAAGAAACUUAUAAUCUCCAAAAUAAGUGCCGGCCCGGUAAGUAUUAGGACCAGAAGCCCAAAUAAAAUUAUGGUCCGAUAAUAAAUAUGUUAAAAAAAUUAAAGUUGAUUUGUAAGGGAGCAAUUUCGAACUCAUGACUUCACGGACAACAUUACUAAUACUCAUACCACCAGAAUAUGAAGGACUUUUGGAAAUUAAAGGCCGAAUAAUAACUGCUAUUAUUCUGGGCCGGAAGCUGAAGCUUCUAAUGCUUGGUAUCAGGGCCGCUACUGUCACUCCAAUCCAACCUACUUUCUUCUUCUGAAUCACCAUGAUUUGAACAAAUAAUCCAUAGAUCGCGUUGAUAACAAAAAAAAAAGAAAAUCUUGAAACAUUGGCCUUUUGAUCGCCUUAGAUUUAUCAUAGAAGUUCCCCAAGUUCUAUUUAAAAGAACCGAUCCUCAAAACUCAUCAGAUCUUAAUAUCGAGGUCUCGAAAUAUUGGCAAGUACUAGAAAAUAUCAAUUAGAUCGAAUAUCGUUCUUUGAAUCAGCACAUUUGAACAUAUAUAUAACCCAUAGGUCCCUCUAACUGCCGUAAUUUUUUUUUUAAAAAACUUCAUCAUGUCUUCCUAAUCGCCGGAGAGAGUUUACUCACCGAUUUGAUUUUCUCUUUUAAAACAAUUUUUAUUUAGCAGACCCUUUUUUGAUAAAAUAACAGACUCGUGCUUGAAACAAGAUGAUUUUCCAACUGAAAACGAUACACUGGCGAACAACCUUACACUGGCUACCUAUUUCGAUGCGAAAGAAUGGCUAGAAGCUUAUCAAUUCACAUAACCAGACAAAGAAGAGUCAAAGAAACCAAUGGGCAAGACCCCCACCUGGAUAUGUUACAACUUAAAUGUAACUUAGAGACAAUGUGUUUGACUUUUGUAGGAGGUAUUGCCAACAUAAGUCUUUGGAUAGGAGUUAUUGUUAAAAAAGACUUCAUUAGAGCAACCGCAACGGCGGUUUAUACUCAGUCCUUAGGUGUUAAUCCUUAACUAUUAACAAUAUAAUAACAUUAUUUACCUUAGAUAAGCUAAGGAUGAGUCCUAAGCUAAGGAUUAAAAUUGGUUAGUCCUUGUUGACGUGGCAGGGGAAUUGGUUCCGUCUCUUCACGGGUUUCGCGAUUUCAUCUCAUUUGGAGUGAAGACGAGAAAAAAAAAUCAUAGAAGGCGAUAAGGCGAUAUUGGUGUCGACGGUAAAGAAGAUCAAUCAAAGGGUUCUCGUCGGUGAAAGAGGAUACUCGAAGGGUUCUCGACGGUAUCGAAGGUAAAUGGAAGGGUCCUCUUCUUGAUUUAUGGAUUUACGGUAGGGUUCAUGCUGUUUCGUCGGCAAUUAGGGUUUUAGAUUUUUGUUUUCAAUCGAUUUAUAGAAUUUUGGGAGAGAAGUUAGCGUUUGAUAACGAUUUUUGUUUGAAUCGAUUUAGGGAUUCUUUUUUUUCUAAUCAACGUUUAAAAAUGAUACAUGUUAAAAUCGAUUGGAGGAUAUUUUUUUUCUAAUAAGUGUUUGCAAAAGAUUAGUCUUUCAAUUAGGGAGUAAUCUUCUUCUCCUAUGUGCUCUGAGUCUGUUGAGCUUAUACAAAUGUUGGCGAAAAGUGCUUUGAUUAUGUGAUAUGUUUUAACGGCUCUGUUGCUCUUCUUUCAGGCUAAGGAAACAUCGGACGAUAUAGCUACAGCCAGCCUUCAUCAUUAGAGGAGUAUGAUAUAGAUAUAACAUCGCUUCUUCAAGCCGAAGCCGACCUCUACGGGGAGGAAGUUGAGAGUAGCCACCAUAUAGUAGAGCCGGUUCAGUACCCUCCUCAACCUGAGUGUGAUGAUGGAAUUCCGAAGACCUGCUACUGUGGUGGGGAGCCUGUUGUUGCAGCAGCUCACACAAGCAAAGAUAUAGGGAGAAGGUACUUCACUUGUGAGAAUGCGGAUGACGGAGAGAGCCAUAUUUGGAAAUGGUGGGAUGUGGCCGUCACAGAGGAGUUGCGUGACUAUCAGAGACAACUGAGGGAGGUUAAGGAUCAAGCUAAUGACAUUGAUGAGAGGCUUGUUAAGUUAGAGAAGAGUGUGGGGGAGGACAUUGAUGAGAAGCUUGUUAAGUUAGAGAAGAGUGUGGGGGAGUUAGCUAAGAAGAAAUUUGGGAUUGCAAAUGGCUAUCCAUUGGUUGUUAGUGUGUUGGUUAGUGUAUUAUUUAUAAUAUGUAUGGUGGUCAUGAUGAAGUGGGCUGAGGAGAAAGACAACGUCCUAACAUCGAGCCUGGUAAGCUUCGUUCCUUCUGUUUCUGAAUUAUUAUUCAUAUUUUUGUAUAAACUUGUGACUCUGUUAUCUCAUGUGUCUUCAGGAGGAGCUUCAGGAGGAACUUCUGACCUUUAGAAGGUAAUGCAGAAACAACUUCGAACUCGCUUUUCUUUGAGUAAUUAAAAUGUAUAGUUGUUGUGAUUGCAUACUAGUAAAUGUUUGUCUUUAGAAACAAAACGUAGAGUAGUUGUGUAAGUGUUUAUCUUUAUAAUAAAAACGUAGACUAGUAAAUGUUUUUCUUUAGAAUAUAAACGUAGACUAGUAAGUGUUUGUCUGUUAAAUGCUACUUAAGUGGUUUCUACCUUCCUAACUCCUCUGAGUUGAUAGGUUUAAAUGUAAGUGCAUUACUUUAUACCUUCCUAACUCCUCUGAGUUGAUAGGUUUUAAAUGCAACUUAGAUAAAAAAAGACCCUUACUUAAAGCUCUGUGAUGCUAGUAGAGUGACACAGAGCAACGUAAAGGCAUAGAUACCCCUGGUUUUGUGAACCUUCUCAAUAACCAAACUUCUUACAACCUAGAUUCACCCGAACCUGUUUGGUUUAGUACCGAGCAUGGAUAACACCCCUGUUUCUGAUCCGCCAGCUUCCAAGGAGAGGAGAAAAUGGUCUCUCAAAGAGGAUAGAAUCCUCAUAAGCGCUUGGCUUAACACGAGUAUAGACGCUGUGGUCGGCAAUGAGCAGAAGGCUCCUCAUUUCUGGAAGAGAAUUGUAGAGUACUACAACUCAAGCCCUCAUCUGGUAGGGACAAUACCUAGAGAGCUUGGUCAGUGCAAGCAAAGGUGGGCUCGGAUUAACGAGCUAGUAUGCAAGUUUGUUGGUAGCUAUGAAGCAGUCCUGAGGGAGCAGAGGAGUGGGCAAAAUGAUGAUGAUGUGAUGAAAGCUGCCCUCGAUAUCUUCUACAAUGAUUACUCCAUCAAGUUCACACUGGAACAUGCUUGGAGGGAGCUGAGGCAUGACAAGAAAUGGUGCUCCUCCUUUCUCGCUAAGGGCAAUGCGAAGGAAAAGCGCAAGCAGGCGUUGGAGGCUGAUGGAGAAGAUGCGGUGGGAGCAGGAGAGAGUAGACCUAUUGGUGUGAAGGCUGCUAAAGCUUCGCUAAAGAGGAAGAAAAAUGGUAGAGAUGAGGAGUUGGAAAAGAUUCAAGGCAUUAUGGAGAUGAAAGACAAGAUAUCUAAACGCAAAGUGCUUGAGCGUUUGCUUGCCAAAACUGAUGAUUUGUCGGAGAUGGAAACAUCUUUGACACUGAAACUGAUGUCAGAGAUGUUAUGAUGCAAAGUAAUGUUGUUUUGUUUACUUAGUUUAAAGUUGGUUUAAUGUUGUUUUAAGGUACUGAACUCCGACUUUGGCUAACACUUAUAUUAUUUGUUGUUGCAGGUAGUACAAGGUCUCAGUCACGGGUAGAGUGAAGGAAGUCACGGAGUGUUAUGUUGCAGGUGUUUGUUUUUUUUCCAGUCACGGGUGUGAAGGAAGUGUGAAGCUGUAUUUUCCUGUUUGAUGUUUUGUUGUUUUCCUAGUCACGGAGUGUAAAGUUUCACUUCUAUAAGUGAAGCUCUUUUGCUAUUUUGUAAUCUCGGCCUUGAUCAAAAAAUUCUUAUAACUAGUUGCUUCUGUUCUAUGUUAAUCAAAAAACAACUCUACUCUUUCCUACUUUGCAUACGAUCACAAGGAAGGCCAAGGAGGAUUAGCAAAAUAAUUAUUCAAACCGGAAGAUGUCAUCAUCGUCAUCCGAUGGAGUGGAAGAAAGAUUGGACGAAAUUAUCGACGAUAUCAUUGACGAAACCUACAUCAACAUUGUGGAAUCCCAACCCAAAAAGCAGAGGAAACGCGCUUACAUAGAACGAGACCGGGAAUUAGGACACAACCGAUUAUGGAAUGAUUACUUCAGCGAAGAUGCGACAUUCCCGACACAUUUAUUUAGACGUCGUUUCCGUAUGAACAAAGACUUAUUCUUGCGUAUUGUCUAUCGCCUCUCAGAAAACGUUCCAUUCUUUCAACAAAGAAGAGAUGCAACGGGGAGGUUUGGUCUUUCUCCACUACAUAAAUAUACGGCAGCAAUUCGUCUCCUUGCUUAUGGUAAUGCAGCAGACGCGGUUGAUGAAUAUCUCAGAAUUGGUGAAAGCACGGCAAUUUCCUGUUUAGAGCAUUUUAAUGAAGGAAUAAUCCGGUUAUUUGGUGAUGAGUAUCUACGAAGACCGACAGCAGAGGAUUUUGAACGACUACUCCAUAUUGGAGGGAUACGCGGGUUUCCUGGGAUGGUAGGAAGCAUCGACUGUAUGCAUUGGAGGUGAAAAAAUUGCCCAACCGCUUGGAAAGAACAGUACACCCGGGGAUCAACAAAACCGUCAAUUGUCUUAGAGGCAGUAGCUUCACAAGAUCUUUGGAUAUGGCACGCUUUCUUCGGUCUUCCAGGUACCUUAAACGAUAUUAAUGUCCUAGAUCGGUCUCCUGUCUUUGAUGACAUUAUUCAAGGUCGAGCUCCGAGGGUAGAGUACAUGGUCAACCGACACAUCUAUAAUUUGGCGUACUACCUAACAGACGGUAUUUAUCCAAACUGGUCAACAUUUAUCCAAUCUAUCUCACUCCCUCAAGGUCUUAAAGCAGAGUUAUUUGCUAAAUAUCAAGAAUCAACCCGAAAAGAUGUGGAGCGGGCUUUUGGAGUUUUGCAAUCUCGAUUUGCAAUUGUGAAAAACCCGGCUCUUUCAUGGGACCAGGAUAAGAUAGGGAAGACUAUGAGGGCAUGUAUCAUACUACAUAAUAUGAUAGUUGAAAAUGAACGAGCUGGAUACAACACUCGGUACGAUACAUCGGAAUUUGAAGAAGGAGAGGUACACAGCAGUUCACGGAUGCAUAAGUCUCGUGCUACGGACCUCCCUCCAAGCAUCACUGAAAUUCGUGCCAAUCGGGUUCAGGUUCGAGAGACGGAUACACAUUACCAAUUGAAGAAUGAUUUAAUCGAAAAUAUUUGGAACAAAUUUGGUGAUGAAAACUAAUAAUUGUUGUAUUUCAUAUUUAAUCAUGUAAUAAAUAAAUAUUUCAAUUUAAUAAAUAAAUAUUUCAAUUUAACAUGUUUUAAUUUAUUUUAAAAAUGUUUAUAAUAUUUUCAAAUUUAUUAUUUUUUUAUUCUUAAGGAUUCCUAAUGGAUAACAUCAUUGGACAUACUAAUUUGAUUAGAGUCCUUAACUAUUUAAAAAAAAAUACUAUAAUAUACUUAAGGAUUUCAAUGGUGAGUACACCAUUGGAGAUGCUCUUAGGUUCUAUCCGGUCUGGGGAGUCAUGUUUUUUAUUGAGAGAAAUUUUUUAUGUUUUGAUAAUUUGAUUAGAAAUUUAUAAUGAUAGAAUAAUCAAAUCAUAUUCAAAAUAUCCAUCAUUAUGAGUGGAGUAUUGGUGCUAACAACGUUCAAACCAACAAUAUUUCACAAAAUUACUAGCAGGGUUAAUUCAAGCGAAAAGGUUUCGUAUCCUUAUUUCUAGAUGAUAAACUUGUUUUAUAUGGUUACUAAGAUCAGAUGAAGAGGAAUUUCCUAAGAUAACUUUUUUUAUUUUAUUUUCACAAAAAGAAACCCAAAAAAAGAAAAUAAAGAGAAAAGUUUUAUUAAAAGGUAAAUACACAUAUACCUCUAGUGUUAAAUAAUCAUAAAUUUUAGGUUUAGAAUUAAGAUGUAGGAUUUUGGGGAUGGAGUUUAAAAUUAAAAUAAAAAAUAAAAAAUAUUAAAAACAUAAAAAUAAAUUGAUUUUUUAAAAAAAUUAGAAAAUGUUCGAAUUUGAAAAAAAUAUAAUUCGAAAUUAUUUAAAAAAAUUAAAUUUUUAAAUUUUUAUUAUUAUUUAUAUAUCUAUAAAGCAAUGGGUACAACGAUAUUUUGUCUCUUCAAUGAAACUUAGUUUGGUCAUUUUCUUCGUUGAUAGUUUUUUUUUUGCAUCAUAUUUUUUUAGCGUGUAAAAUCUACUAUCUCGGCAAGAUAAAUUAAUGCUACAUCAAUACAAUAAUGUUGAUGAUUUGUCAACAAAAAAGUGACAUUGCUUCUAUUGAAUUAAUCUAUUCCCAGAGGACUGACCUUUCUGAUCUCUAAACCGUAUGAGCGGCCUCAGACUCCUUUUGAGGAGUAUUUCUGUUUUACGAAUCAUUCUUAUCUCAGGACAAAUUUUGGUUUUGUCUGCCACAUUUAUCAGUGUCUUAUUGUGGUCAGCGCCAUAUGCAUUCUCGCAGUUAAUAUUGGCAUCUACAAAGAACUAUGUGGGUCUUUUAGUUUUGGACGGUAAAUGCACCAUUUAAUUUUAAUGAGCGUCCGCAUUUCUGAAGAGGUGACUAUGUUCGGGGUUGCAAUGAAGAUCCCUGGUUUCUACUACAAUAGGAUGAAGAUGCAUCCCAACAAAAUUCCAACAACGAGUCCGCCUACCGUAUGUGAAUUAGGAUUAUAUAUAGGGGAUGGUGGAACACAAGCAAUGGUAAUUUGUGAUAUUCGAACUGAUUUUGCGGAAAUCAUGUUUUAAUGCUAACCUAUUUUCUUAUCUUUUUCACUAUUACAUCCUUUUCUUUUUCACUAUUACAUCCUUUAAAAAAAAACUUCUUCGGAAGUGUCAAGAUUAGCAGAUCUCAAAGUCACAGUAAUAAGCAAGGCACAAGAAAAUAAUUGACCGAGAGAAGUCUUAGGUGCAUUAAAGAAUGUAAGUUAUGUGUCAUGUUGACAAUCUAUGUAGCCUGUUUACAUUUAUGUUAACCGUGUUUUCUGCAA
This is a messenger RNA of Brassica napus (rape), 7941 nucleotides long. Its product is annotated as glutathione S-transferase T3-like. NCBI's taxonomy places the organism in Eukaryota, Viridiplantae, Streptophyta, Magnoliopsida, Brassicales, Brassicaceae. The transcript has 2 exons. The coding region runs from base 3767 to 4480 and encodes 237 amino acids. The record is from RefSeq and is a predicted model, not a curated record.